AUGCGUUUCGGGAAGACCCUACAGACGUCCGUCUACCCGCCAUGGAAGGACCACUACAUCGAAUACCGGGCGCUUAAGAAGCUGCUGCGCGAGCAUGAGAGGUCGGAGGAUGGCGAGGACGGCGAAGGCAGGCCCUGGACGGACGAGGACGAGGAGAACUUUGUCCAGGAGCUCAUCAACGUUCAGCUCGACAAGGUCAAUUCUUUCCAGGUCGAGACUUACAAGAAGCUGCGGGAGCGUACUAGCGAGUGUGAGGCCGCGCUGGAGCCAUUGGCCGCCCACAAGGGAGAAACGAAGCUGGAGGAUCUGAAGAAACACGAGGCAGUUGCACAGGAGACUCUCACCAAGCUCGAUCGCAUCACGGAGGAGCUGGGCGAGCUCGAGAAGUUCAGCCGAAUCAACUUCACCGGCUUCCUCAAGGCGGCGAAGAAGCAUGACCGCAAGCGUGGAGCCAAGUACAAAGUCCGGCCGCUGUUGCAGGUCCGCAUGUCACAGCUGCCGUUCAACUCGGAGGACUACUCGCCCCUGUUGUACCGGCUGUCGGCCAUGUUCUCGUUCGUGAGGUCGAUUCUCGGCAAUGGGGGGGAGUCCGUACCCAAGGAUGGACCGGCGGUUGACACCCAGCUCGGCCGUGACGCAUAUACCUCCCACAAGUUCUGGGUCCACUCCGACAACCUGCUCGAGGUCAAGACGUAUAUCCUGCGUCGUCUGCCGGUGCUCGUAUAUAAUCCGAAUACUUCAAAGGAGCUCGAUAUCGCCCAGCGUGACCCCGCGCUCACAUCGCUCUACUUUGACAGCCGUUCGUUCGACCUGUACAAUCAAAAGGUCGCCAAUAAGCCUGCUGCAGGAUCCAUUCGUUUACGCUGGACAGGCCAGCUCAAUAACCAGGUCGAGGUCUUCCUUGAGAAGAAAACCAUGAACGACGGAGAUAGCAGCCGUGAGGUCCGCAUUCGCAUCAAGAAGAAGCACAUCAACGCUUUCCUCGAUGGAUCUUACAAAAUGGAGAAAAUUAUCCACAAGAUCGAGGUCCAGGGCAACGGCGAUCCUCAGCGUGCCGACAACCUCAGGCGAGACGUCGAGGAAAUUCAGGAGUUCAUCAAAAGUUACGGCCUCGAACCCAUGGUUCGUGCAAACUAUACCCGCACUGCGUUCCAGAUUCCUGGUGAUGACCGUCUUCGCAUCUCGCUCGAUACCGAUCUAGCGCUUAUCCGCGAAGAUACGCUCGACCUCGAACGCCCUUGCCGUGACCCCGAGGACUGGCAUCGCGCGGACAUUGAUAACAAAGAAAUGGAGUUCCCUUUCUCUGACAUCCCGCGCGGUGAGAUCUCGCGCUUCCCGCACGCACUCCUGGAGAUCAAAAUCCGCAAUACCAACGGCAAGCGUCGCGGAAGCAAUGUCGAAGCCUGGCUCUCUGAUCUCAUGUCCUCUCAUCUUGUUAAAGAGGCGCCGCGUUUCUCUAAGUUUGUGCACGGUGUCGCUCAGCUGUUUGAGGAUAACAUCAACAGCUUCCCCUUCUGGCUCAGCGACCUUGACACGGACAUUAGACAAGACCCGGAGACCGCCUUCCAGAAAGAACAAGAACGAGUUGCGAAGCAGGCAGAAGAUGAACUUGCUGUUGGCAGCUUCAUAGGAGGCAGCCGUCAAACGAUACCCAGCAUCCAGCACCUUGUUGGCUCCCCCAUCAGCCGCAUGAUGACGGAAGAGUCGACUCCCAAGACCCAAAUUCGCAUUCAAGGAGUCGACCAACCUCUCUCCCCCCGCACCGAGUCCCAGCCCCAACUGACCCCUCGUCCUCCCAUCCCCGAACUCAGUCUUGCACCUCCUCCCGAGCAAGCCAACGGGGCGCAACCUGCACCCUCUUCCCGCCCAACGUCGUCGCUACUUCGCCUCCCCUUCUCCAUGUCCCGCUAUGCCCUUGCCCAUCGCACCUCUCAGACUCAACUACCACCCGGCGUCUCUACCCCAAGCUACUGGCUCAAGGACACCGGCCCUGUCCGCGUUGAAGCAAAAGUGUGGCUCGCCAACCAACGUACCUUUGUUAAAUGGCAGCACAUCUGCAUUCUCCUCGCGGGUAUCUCGCUAGCCAUGUACAAUGCUGCAGGGCCUGACAAGACCGUCACUCGCUACCUAGCCCUUGUGUAUACCGGCUUCUCCAUCUUUGCGGGAGCCUGGGGCUGGUGGAUGUAUGAGACUCGCUCGCGACUGAUUCGAGAACGUAGCGGGAAAGAUUUCGAUAAUGUAGUCGGCCCUCUCGUCGUCUGCCUGGGUAUUGCAGUCGCUUUGGUGUUGAAUUUUUGGUUCAAGUACGCCUCCAUAGUCUGGACGGUCGAUCCUGUCCCCAACGUCCCGUCGCCAACAGGGAUUAUCACCGAGUCCGCGUCGAUCUCACUGCCAUUUAUGACGGCCCGUCCCGAGUUCCAGGCUCAACUUAACAUCUAA
Arthroderma uncinatum is the source of this 2439-nucleotide messenger RNA. RefSeq lists its product as uncharacterized. Lineage: Eukaryota; Fungi; Ascomycota; Eurotiomycetes; Onygenales; Arthrodermataceae. The transcript is spliced from 2 exons. The record is from RefSeq and is a predicted model, not a curated record. Gene Ontology annotation, cellular component: fungal-type vacuole membrane; vacuolar transporter chaperone complex. Bases 1 to 2439 code for a protein of 812 amino acids.